This is a messenger RNA of Carassius gibelio (silver crucian carp), 5202 nucleotides long. RefSeq names its product guanylate cyclase 2F, retinal (gene gucy2f). The record is from RefSeq and is a predicted model, not a curated record. Bases 728 to 4051 code for a protein of 1107 amino acids. Lineage: Eukaryota; Metazoa; Chordata; Actinopteri; Cypriniformes; Cyprinidae. Gene Ontology annotation, molecular function: protein kinase activity; guanylate cyclase activity; peptide receptor activity. Gene Ontology annotation, biological process: cGMP biosynthetic process; intracellular signal transduction; protein phosphorylation. The transcript has 19 exons.
CUAGUUAGUUUCACGACUAGCUCAGUCAGUUAAGGUGGGUCUGAAGCGUUAACGUAUGUCUGCAAUCCUCUUAUUUUGUCCCUGACCCAGUAUGGAUUACAUUCAUCCGCGGGUCACUUUCAAAGGACUUUCAUUGAACAGAGAAACAUCUAGGCCUCUAGAUAAUUUCGAGAGGAUAUAUUUAAAGCGCAAAUGACUUUUUAUUAUUAUUAUUAUAAUGAUGCAUUUAAUUAUUUUCAUGCCCGACAAGGAUUUCAGAAACUGCGAUGUGAAGGAAAUAAGGUAAACAUUCAACCCAUAUUGACAACACUAUCGAGGAGAUUUACUGCAAUAUUCAUAACAGUGAAGCUGGAAAAUGUUACUGAACGUAAGGUGUGAAUUGUGAAGAUGCAAAAGGGCACCUGGAUUGAUGACUGCAGGCAUUAAGUAGCUCUCCAGGGUGCUGAAGUUGAAUCACUCAACGCCACUGACGAGCCUCAUCAAACUCUUAUUUGUGAACUGAGAUCUGCUCAACAUUUGUUUAUACCCACGGCGCGACUGAUGCUGGAAAACCGUCGUGAAGGAUGAGCGUCUAAUCAUUUGAAGGAUAUACAUCUACGUUAUUAAAGCAAACACUGGAGGAACGAGUUAAACUUUGUGGAGAUGUUUUCAUGCACCAAGAGGCCCAUAUAAAUAAUGGUGUCUCUUUGUAACAUCCAUCUUUCAUAACGGCUUCUGACGGAGGACAAUGCAACAUAUUCACCUCCCGUUCGGAGGUGCUUUAUGGGAUUUAUCCAGUUACCCCUGCUGCCCCGUCCUCUGGAGCAGACACAGCCUCUCUACGCUCCCCUUUUACAGCAUUACACUAUGGAUUAUUCUUGGUGUUUUGACUUUUCCAUGUUGUGUCCAGUGCCUGAUUUUCAAAGUAGGCGUCCUGGGGCCUUGGAACUGUGACCCUUAUUAUGCAAAAUCACUUCCUGCCAUUGCGUCCAGACUGGCUGUUAGCCGAAUAAAUGAGGAUUUUAGUUUAGACCUGGGCUGUACGAUGGACUUCGUCAUCCUUCAAGAGGCUUGCGAGACAUCCAAAGCCUUGACCUCAUUUGUACAAUAUGAGAACACGGUUGAUGCGUUUAUAGGCCCUUCAAAUCCAGGAUACUGCAAUGCUGCGGCGCUUAUGAGCAAGAAUUGGGACAAGUCUAUGUUUUCAUGGGCGUGCAUUAACCAUGAGUUAGACCGGGUCCAGAGCUACCCAACAUUUGCUCGAACUUUACCAUCCCCGACACAGGUGCUCUUCAGUGUGCUUAGGUUUUUUAGCUUGGCUAACAUAGCCAUCGUGUCUUCUAAUGAGGAUAUAUGGAUCGAUACGGCUGCUAAAUUAGCUAGCGCUCUCAGAAACCAGGGGCUUCCUGUUGGCAUUGUUGUGUCCAUGGGGAAUAAUGACACCAUGCUGGAGAACACGUUGCUGAGCAUACGAAAUGCAGGGCUGAUAAAAGUCAUCAUUAUGUGCAUGCACUCAGCACUCAUUGGAGGAGAGCAACAAACGUCAUUCCUGAUGAAGGCCUAUGACAUGGGAUUGACGAAGGGUCAGUAUGUGUUUAUCCCAUACGACACCCUCCUGUACAGCCUGCCCUACACCAACACCACCUACUUCCCACUGCAAAACAACACCAAACUGCGCAAAGCCUACGACGCUGUACUCACCAUCACCAUAGAGUCAGACCUGAUGUCAUUCAACGAAGCAUACAGUAUGGCCAAACGAUUCGGAGAACUGAUGGUGUCACAAGAGCCAGAGCAGGUCUCUCCGCUCUUUGGUACAAUCUACAACAGUUUGUACCUCCUUGCAAAGUCCAUGCACAAUGCCAGAAGAGCCGGUAAGUGGUUCUCCGGGUCCAACCUGUCCUCCUUCACGAGGAACAUCACAUUUUCAGGGUUCAACCAGAACAUCCGCAUGGACGCCCAAGGGAACGGGCAGACUGACUACGUGAUCUUAGACACUGAUGGCUGGGGAUCUGAACUGUAUCGUUGCUUUUAUGUGAAGCUGACGUUAGAUAAAGUGCUGUUCGCCGGGACGUACAUUCAUUUCCCUGCAGGUUCACCUCCACCUUCAGACUCCAGCUGCUGGUUUGACCCCAAUGCCAUCUGCGCAGGAGGUGUGGAAAUAACAUAUGUCAUCAUAUCGUUCGUGACUGCACUCAUUAUUGUUCUUGGUUCUAUUGGUCUCACUCUAUUCGUAAGGCGGCGAAUCCAACAAAUCCAGCUGAUCAAAGGGCCCAACAGAAUCCUGCUUACACUUGAGGAUCUGACCUUCAUCAACCCUCAGCUGAGCAAGAGGAAAAUCACCCUUGAGGAUCUUUGCGACUCAAAAAGUUACAUUGAGGAGAAGAGCAUAGGUGAACGUUCCCGCUCUGUGAAUAGCAUGGCAACAGCAACACAUGAAACAUCAAACGUGGCUGUAUACGAGGGCGACUGGGUGUGGCUAAAAAAAUUUAAGGAGGGACAUUUCAAGGAGGUUAAACAGAGCACCACUAAGAUCUUCACCAAGAUGAAGGACCUACGGAAUGAAAAUGUCAAUCCUUUUUUGGGGUUCUUCAAUGAUUGUGAGAUGUUUGCCAUUGUGACUGAACACUGUUCUCGGGGGAGUCUACACGAUCUCCUUCGCAAUGAAGAUGUCAAACUGGACUGGAUGUUUAAAUCCUCUUUAUUACUGGAUCUCAUCAAGGGCAUGAAGUAUCUUCACCACAGGGAAUUUCCUCAUGGGCGCCUGAAGUCUCAUAAUUGUGUAGUAGAUGGACGUUUUGUCUUAAAGAUCACUGAUUAUGGAUACAGUGAGAUUCUUGAGACCCAGAAAGCGCCAAAGGAGACCCCACCUCCAGAGGAUCUAUUCUGGACAGCUCCUGAACUUCUCAGAGACCCUGAAAGUCCACGGAAAGGAACUUAUAAAGCAGAUGUGUACAGUUUUUCGAUUAUACUUCAAGAAGUGGUGGUCAGAGGAACGCCGUACUGCAUGCUCGGAUUGUCCCCUGAAGAGAUAAUAAGGAAGGUGAAGAAACCUCCGCCUAUGUGCAGGCCCACUGUCGCUCCAGAUCAAGCUCCACUGGAAUGCAUUCAGUUAAUGAAGCAGUGCUGGAGUGAACAGCCUGACAGAAGGCCUCCUUUUGAUCAGAUCUUUGAUCAGUUCAAGCUCAUCAACAAGGGCAAAAAGACCAAUAUUAUUGACUCCAUGCUGCGUAUGCUGGAGCAGUACUCCUCCAACCUGGAGGACCUGAUCAGAGAAAGAACAGAGGAGCUGGAGGUAGAGAAACAGAGGACAGAGAAGCUUCUGGCUGAGAUGCUUCCUCCUUCUGUGGCAGAAGCUCUGAAAACCGGUGCCUCCGUGGAGCCAGAGUACUUUGAUCAAGUCACCAUCUACUUCAGUGACAUUGUAGGCUUCACCACCAUCUCAUCCCUUAGUGACCCAAUUGAGGUUGUAGACCUGCUCAAUGACCUUUACUCCCUAUUUGAUGCCGUGCUUGGCAGCCACGAUGUCUAUAAGGUUGAAACCAUUGGAGAUGCCUACAUGGUGGCCUCUGGGCUGCCAAAGAAGAACGGCAACAAGCAUGCAGCCGAGAUCGCCAACAUGUCCCUGAACAUUCUCAGCUCUGUGGGCUCCUUCAAGAUGCGGCACAUGCCAGAUGUUCCGGUCAGAAUACGGAUUGGCAUUCACUCAGGGCCGUGUGUUGCUGGAGUCGUGGGUCUAACUAUGCCUAGAUACUGCCUUUUUGGAGACACAGUCAACACCGCCUCUCGUAUGGAAUCUACAGGGUUGCCUUACAGAAUUCAUGUGAACAUUAGUACAGUGAAUAUUCUCCGCUCACUGAACGAUGGCUACAAAAUAGAAGUCAGAGGAAAGACUGAGCUUAAGGGGAAAGGCAUUGAAGAAACAUACUGGCUUGUUGGAAAGUCUAAUUUUACAAAGCCUUUGCCAAAACCACCAGAGAUCAAACCAGGAGAUAACUGGCAAGAUAUGAUGACGGAGGAGAUCAAGUCAUUAUUCCGCAAGGCCAACAGACAAGUGGACAAGCCCAAAAUCUGAGAAGCACAAGGAUGACCAAGACUGGCCAAGAAGGAAAGACACAUGACUGAAGUUGCAUGGGAGAGAAACAAUGGACAACACUAGCAUGUGUGUUUCACUGCAGCUUACAAAGGCUACUUUAAUAGGAUUGGUUGUUGUCUGUUUAAUCUGACUCUGCACAGCGCAGCAGAAACAACAGUGCUAAUGAAAUGGCCACUGAAGAACAAGUCAGUGAAAGUAUAUUUCUUUCUAAGUGGCUAAGUGUGCGUCUCGUACCAAAGGCGACUACACUUGUUUUUGUUUUUCACAGGUGUUUCACAUUUUGUGUUCUCACAUAUUUGUUACACAUGGUGGAGCUUAAAUUGAUUUUCUUUGAUCUUCUCUAACUAAAAAACAUAAUCAGAUUCGGCGAGGCUUAGUGGACAUCUGCUGCAAAGUCCAAAUGGCAUAUUCUAGCUAUGUUUAUGCAAAAGCCAGAUCGACUGAGGUUGGUUGUCAGCAGGUGCUUACAAAUGUAAGGCUGCUGUACGUUGUCUGUGGAAUGCAAUAAUUCUGUGAAUUCUGAUAAUUUAUGCAAAGAGAUUUAUUUGUACUAUGCGGAAUAUUCAUUAGGUGUACCUUGCAAUACAUUUAGAAAACAGGGCAAAACUGAUACUGCUUUUAAAUUACAUAUAAAAUCUGACUAAUCUGUUUAAAAAAGGGUCCUGUCUCUCUCUGAUGAAGCAUAUGUGGUUGUACUGGAUGUAAAGUGAAAUGUUUAAGAUGCUGUGCAGUUUAAGUUGUAUUAAACAUGUAGGCUGGGUUUGUCUGAGAGGGAAUGACUGCCUUACAUAAGCUGUUUAAAAUUAAAACUUGAGUUUUCUGUCAAUCAAACCUAUCAGCCACAAACUGAGUGGCAUUUUUUAUUGUAAUUUUUAUGACCUCAUUUUCUGGGAGUCAAUGUAAAGGCCGGUCAGAUCUCAACAGGCCUCUCUUUAAAAGUUCAGUUUUGCACUCCAAGCAAUUGUCUGUUAAACAUGUAUACAAGUACUGUACAAUAUUAUACUCUAAUUGUUAAAUUUCAUGAGCAAUUGUACUGAUAGCAUUAGGAGACUUGAAACGUUCAAUUGUAUGCUUGCAAAAUACAAUGUUGUUCUGAUGCUCCGUACACACAAUAACAUAUUUGAACAAGU